This is a messenger RNA of Vitrella brassicaformis, 1758 nucleotides long. The record is from the annotation of a GenBank genome assembly. NCBI's taxonomy places the organism in Eukaryota, Vitrellaceae.
UCAAUCGCUUCGAUGGAGGUCGUAUCCCAUUAUGACGUCAAUCUCCCAUCUGCCCUCGCUCAGGUCCGCCACGGCCGCGCUCCUCACCGACUCCCAAGCCGACGGCGAAAUCGUGAACGUCUGACAGGACACGCACACACAGACACACACAUACAUACACACGCCGGUCAUUGUGUAUGCGGGCACGCACACUCACCCGCAUGUUUGAGUCGUAUGUGGCUACUGUGUAGAGCUGCCGCCCCUCAUACGCGCUGCAGCCCGCACUCUGGUACGUUUCAUGGUGGGCAGGAUACAUGUCAGCGCCGAAAUCCCCACACACAGUUCCUGACCCCGCCCCCCGCUCGACAGCAUCUGCCAGGCAACGAACCGAGCCGAUGUGGGCUUCUUGCCAACCCCUGGAAGGGUGGUGGAGCAGCGGCGGAGGGGGGCGACGGAGGUGGGGGAGGUGACGGCAGCGCGGCAGGAGGCUGUAGUGUUCUCAGUGUUUGCUGUAUCGUGGACAGUGUUGUCUGUAUCGUGGACAGAUCCGCGCGCACAGCUUAGUCGAAUCGGCUCCUGGAGGUCCACACUGGAUGCCUUUAGGCGGCAGGUCCCCGUCACCGCGACUGAGCUGAUGACAUAUUUGCCCUUGCUUGUCCAGUUGCGCAGCCCCCUGCCCGUUUUGUCCUUUAGCUUGAAGACGAGGGGCUGUAUCUUGAAGUCGUAUUGCAUUUGAAGGGACUGGAUGGCCGUCGGUGGCUCGUCGCUGGGGGGAGGCGGUGGCCCGACCCCGUGGACGUAGGGCUGCGCCUUGGCGACUGGGGGUGUGGGUGUAUGUGUGUCUGUCUCUGUUGUUGGCGUGCGGGGAGGGGGCGGGGAAGGGGAAGGGUGGGGUGGCACGGUCGGUACGCUGGGCUGGCUGGUGGUGUUGUUGGUAGGUGGAGAGGAGAACUGCGGGCCAGGUGGAGUGACGAAAUGGGCAUUCUGAGGGCGCACACAUAGUCAACACGACACGACGCGUACAUACACACAUGGUCGAUUCGUUCGUGAGUUGUGUUGUGUUGUGUUGUGUCGGGUAAGUGGUCAUCCGUACGUACCUGUGGAUUCAUGGCUGUGUUGUUGUCCACGGCGUUGGAUGAACUCGGCUGCACAUGGGGGUCACGAGACACAUCCUGCUAGAAUACACAAACCGACAAAGAGGGAAAAAAUGCCGUUUCGUAUGCCUGUGUCUAUCUGGAUACGGGGACACUGACGCACCGGUGUGUUGGUGUAGGGGGUGAUGUUGUGAGGGAGUGUCGGUGGCGUCUGAUGUCUACCGGUGUCGUACGCAUCUACUUGUCCCCUGCCACGGCCCGCGCCCUGCACGAAGGCAGGCCGAUUUAGCAACACACACACAACCGAGGAACAUCCGUGUGUACCUGAGGCAUUGCGGCAGGGCAGGCGUAACCCUGAGGCUGCGGGUACUCACCACCCUACACAACCCACAGGCAGGCAGAAAGAACAACCACACACGCAGCGCCCACAUCCGCAUAACAACCGUAAGUGUGCUGUGUGUUGUGUCGCUGCCAACCGCUGCCGCUCCGAUUCCAUCUCCUCAUACACCGUCUUAAACACGCCCUUCGUCGACUCCGAGAGGACUCCGAUCUUGAAUGCUCUGAAGUCGCUGCUGCUGUUGACGUAGCCACCCCUGACGGCGCCGCGCGUGCCCUCGCCCACCAGGGACGGCAGCCGCACCUGUAUGCCGUCGGGCUUGGUCAGGACGGGCUCGUCGAAAAACAU